This is a messenger RNA of Boleophthalmus pectinirostris (great blue-spotted mudskipper), 2872 nucleotides long. RefSeq names its product signal transducer and activator of transcription 4 (gene stat4). NCBI's taxonomy places the organism in Eukaryota, Metazoa, Chordata, Actinopteri, Gobiiformes, Gobiidae. Bases 193 to 2424 code for a protein of 743 amino acids. Gene Ontology annotation, molecular function: DNA-binding transcription factor activity, RNA polymerase II-specific; RNA polymerase II cis-regulatory region sequence-specific DNA binding. Gene Ontology annotation, biological process: regulation of transcription by RNA polymerase II; cytokine-mediated signaling pathway; defense response. The transcript is spliced from 23 exons. The record is from RefSeq and is a predicted model, not a curated record.
UUCCUGAAACGGCACGAUUGACGCUCGCUCUGAAAACGAAAGUCAAAAAGAGGGAAAAGACUGCACAUGGUUUAAUUGGUAGCAAGUGCGCAGCGUUGAAGCAAGUUGUGAACGGUCAAAAUUCGAGUUUGCUGUUAAAUAACAAAAAAUUUGCUCGCGUAAUUUUGAUAGCAUAGCUGUAUUUGUCGUAGUAUGAGCCAGUGGAAGCGUAUUCAGCAGUUAGAGAUACGGCACUUGGAGCAUGUGGAUUACUUAUAUGAUGAUAACUUUCCCAUGGACAUCAGACAGGGACUGGCCUCCUGGAUCGAGGCUCAAGACUGGGAGCUUGCCUCUAAUGAUGACUCUGUUGCGGCGGUGAUGUUCAGUAACCUUUUGACCCAAAUGGAGAAGGUCCGAUCACAGGAACAAAACUUUCUACAGAGACACAACAUGAAGAUAAUACACCAACAACUACAGGUGAAAUACGCGUCUAACCCAGCAGUCAUGGCCCGUGUCAUCUGCAGCUGUCUGAAAGAGGAGCAGAGGAUCCUGGAAAGUGCCUGCAUGCAAGAACAGGGUCCACUGGAAAAGUCACUGCAGAACUCUGUGGCUUUGGAAAGGCAGAAAAACAUAGACAACCGUGUGGCGCUGAUCCGAGGCAGCGUGCAGCUCAUGGACCAAGCAGUGAAGUUCAUUGAGGACAUGCAGGACGACUUUGACUUUCGCUACAAGACGCUUCAGUCUCGAGACCAGGCGGAGAGGAACUCUGAUCAUAUGAAACAGGAAGUAACACGGCUCCAGGAAAUGCUCAACCGACUUGACUUUAAGAGGAAGGAGGUCCUGUCUAAGAUGGACAUUGUGGUGAAGGAGAUCGAUGAUGUGAUGAACUCUCAGCUGUACCCGGAGCUUCAGGACUGGAAACGGCGACAACAGAUCACAGCUAUCGGAGGACCUCAGCUUGUCGGGAUUGAACAACUGCAGAACUGGUUCACGCUGACAGUGCAGAGCCUGUUCCAGAUCAAACGGCAGCUCGAUAAACUUGGAGAACUGGUUUUAAAGGUGACGUAUGAGAGCGACCCCAUCCCACUGCAAAAACCCCAAAUGGAAGACAAACUCAAGUACCUCAUCUACCACCUCAUCAAAAGUUCAUUUGUUGUGGAGAAGCAGCCCUGUAUGCCCACACAUCCACAGAAACCUCUCAUUAUCAAGACAGGAGUCCAGUUCACCACCAAAGUCAGGUUGCUGGUAAAACUUCCUGAAGUGGAUUAUCAGCUCAAAGUUAAAACAACAUUUGACAAGGACCUUCCACCUGGCAGAGUUCGUCAGUUUUUCAUUCUCACAAACAACACUAAAGUCAUGGACAUUGAGGAUUACUCUAAUGGCUGCCUCUCGGUGGAGUUCAGACACCUGCAGCUGAAGGAGAAGAAAUACAUCAACGGGACAAAGGGAAAUGAGGGUCUGUUGUCAGUGACUGAGGAGCUCCACUCUCUCAGUUUUGAGGCUUGUUUCACGGUGCAGGGCCUCACCAUCGACCUGGAGACAUGUUCACUCCCCCUGGUGGUCAUCUCUAACGUGAGCCAGCUGCCCGGAGGCUGGGCUUCUGUCAUGUGGUACAACUUGCUGACCGAUGAGCCAAAGAAUCUGACUUUCUUCGCGAACCCUCCUCGAGCAAACUGGACUCAGCUGUCGGAGGUUCUGAGUUGGCAGUUUUCAGUUCAGGCCGGACGAGGACUGGACAAGGACCAGCUCACCAUGCUUGGAGAGAAACUACUGGGUCAUCAUGUCUCCUGCAGUGACUUUCAGGUGUCUUGGUCCAAGUUCUCAAAGGAGAAUAUUCCAGGAAAGUCGUUUAGUUUCUGGAUGUGGCUGGACUCGAUUCUGGAGUUGAUCAAGAAACAUUUACUGCCAGUCUGGAGCGAGAAUUAUAUAAUGGGAUUUGUGAGUAAAGAGACGGAACGCACUCUGCUAAAGGACAAAGACCCUGGGACCUUCCUUCUGCGUUUCAGUGAGAGUCACCUCGGAGGGAUCACUUUCACCUGGGUCGACCGUGGAGACAACGGAGAAGUCAAAUUCAACUCAGUGGAGCCUUACACCAAAAGCAGACUGAGUGCUUUACCGUUUGCUGACAUCAUUCGAGAUUAUAAAGUAAUUUCAGACGGAGUGGUACCAGAAAACCCACUGAAGUUCCUCUAUCCAAAUAUACCCAAAGAUGAAGCAUUCGGACGACUCUACAACAGCCAGCCAAGCAAAGCUUAUCCCUACAUCCCGUCCACACUCAUCCCCAUAUCUGAACUGCGAAGCAACAGCAGCAGCAGCUGCAGUGUGAUCAGCACCCCUCCGCCCUCUCAGUCCCCUGAACCCCCCAUGACCCCUGGAGAGUUCAACAUGCUCAACGAACACCUGUGCUUUGACAUAGACUCCAUGACAUCCCCAUAUUCUGACUGAAAGUUGAUGACUUUUUUUUCUGAAUCAACAUUCUCCCAAAAUGACCCUAAGUUGAUCUUGACUUCCUGCGACUUGGCUGAAUCUUCAACCUCAAGAGUAAAAGACUGUUCCUUGUUCCAGUGAAGUUUGAUUUCUGGUUUUCUAUAUCGUGCUAAUGUAUUUGGUCUGUUGUUUUAUUUGUUUCUAUUUUUAUUAUGAGCUUGUGUUUUUGUAUUGUUUUGUGUCUUCACAGGGGAGGCUCUCAAUUAGAUUUUUAUUUUUAUAUUGCCCAGUCCUGGUCAUGAUUUCAUGUAUUUAUUUUCACUCGCUAAAAAAAAGCAUAUUAAUACAUUAUACAAGGGAAUGUGAAGACAGCUUGAUGGCUGGUUAACAAAACAUUAGGUGGUUUAACAUGUGGUAACCUCAAUACAAAUUGUAUAAAUAUGUAUAAAAUAAAAUGGUACAAAUA